AUGAAUGGGAAUUCCCGCCCUCCUGCCACUCCGCUCUCUCCAGUCUCUGUAGGCGGAAGUGAAUGGUCUUACCCUGGCGACAAUAACUAUCCAAACAGAGACGGCCCUGGAAGCGACGGUCCCCCUUUCCCCCCGCAAGGUGGCCCUCCAGGUCCUUAUCCUCCGCCCAACAAUCGCGGUCCCGGCGGCCCUUUCAACUCCCCGCCCGACUCACGACCACCACCCAUGAACGGUAACUAUCCCCCCGGCCCUCCUGGCCCUCCCGGCCCUCCCGGCCCGCCUGGAGGUCCUCCCGGUCCAGGCGGUGGUCCUCCAGGCCCGCGCAGCACCACCGGCGGUCCUUCCCCUCCCCCCUCGAUCGGCCGCUCCAGUACCGGAACCAACCUCUACGCCCGCAGCGAGAGCGGUCGCAGCCAGAGCCAGGCUCUCGAGAGCCAAGAGGGCGUCCUCAUGGAGCACUACAACGCGCUCAAGGCUUUCUUGUCGGCGACGUCGCAAAACGGCAAGCCUAACCCGCCGCCUAACCGCGCCCGCGACAAGCUGCAGCGCCUGACGGCCGUGCAGUUCCUCGAGCUUAGUACCGACGUCUACGACGAGCUCAAGCGCCGCGAGGCGUUUGCCCGCCGCCCGCCCAACGCGCCGCCUGGUACAGGUCCGCCGGAGUACCUGCUGCCCGAGGAGAGUUUUCACCCGAAGAGGAACCAGGCUAGGCAGAAGUUGAGUUCGCUCGGACCGCCGAGGUUUAGGGAUCUCGCUACGGACGUGUUUUGCGAAUUGGAACGACGGUUCCCGCAUUUCGCGGGGAAUGAUAUACCGCGCGUCGGAACGCCCAUGUCGGUACGUGGAGGACCCGGUUCGCCGUCCCGCUCGCAGACCCCGAUUAAUGGAUAUCCCCCGAGAGAUCAGAGCCGGAGACGGCCUUCGGAAGCUAGCUCGAUUCGCAGCGGGAGGAGCAUGGCUCCGCCCAUGAUGAAUGGUGCCCCUGGCCCCGGCCCAGGCGGUAGUUUCCCGGUUCCCCCGUCCCCUUCGGUCGCGAAUGGCGAUUAUCCCGGUCGUCCGAUGCCCAAGCAGUUCCAGAGCAAUACAAUCGUGCCCAAUAAGAGCACCAUGGUCGAGGAGGACGAUGACAACCUUAGUCCGUUGAGCUCGGAACCGAGAGAUGGAUUCUCGAGGAGGAGGGAUACUGGGCCUUCUGAGUCGGAGAAGAAGAUUAUAGAGGAGUACGAGCAACAAGUUCGCGACCUGCGCGAGAAGCUGGACAACAUGGAGGAACAGCUACGCAAGAAAGACGAGGAACUGAACGGCGUGUUGAACGGCGAGCGCCGGGCCGACGAAGACCGCAAGGCUUGGGAUGAGGCGCGCGCCGAGCUGGAGAAGAAGCUCGCCGAGGCUCAGGAGAUGUCCGACAACCUGCAGCGCGAGCUGGACCGCGUGCGCGACGAGCAUGAGAAUGAGACGCGCCAGCUGCGCGAGCAGCUCGAGGAAGCCCGCCGUGCUAGCAGUCGCUUGGGAAGCGCCGCCGGCGAUGCUGAGCUGGAGAGGGAGAAUAAGGCGCUGCGCAUGGCGCUCGAAGAGCAGGAACAGGUGACGGAGGAGGUCAGGCGCGAGGCGCAGGCUUUCUUGAGGGAGAUGCGCAUGAUUUCGGAACAGAGCGGUGCCGCCUGGGAGAAGCAGAGCAUGUUGGAGAAGACGAUCGAGAACUUGGAGAAUGAGGUGCGCUUGUGGCAGAAUCGGUACGCCAGGACGAGGGCCCAACUGAGGGAUAUGCGGGGCGCCAGCGCCGAUGGGGUUAGUCUGCUUGAUCAGGACGCGGCCAGGUAUGUGAGGGAGAAGGGCUUCGUCGACGAGGAGGGCGGCAUGGUCAAGGACGUGCACGUCACCAAGUUCCAGAUGGCGAUCGAUGAGCUGUUGCAGAGGGCGAGGACAGACGCGCCGGAUCGGGUCAUCGACUCUAUGAAGGCCGUUGUGGUCUCGGUCAGGCGCAUCACCAAGAAUCUGGACGCCGGCCAGCUGCCUGCUGAGAACGGGAUGCAGUUCCAGAAGCUCAAGUCGCGCGUCUCGUCGACCGCGAAUAACCUCAUCACGGCGUCCAAGAACUUCGCCAACUCAGCCGGUAUCUCGCCCGUCUCUCUCCUCGACGCGGCUGCGUCUCACUUAGUCGCUGCUGUCGUGGAGCUGCUCAAGCUGGUCAAGAUCCGCCCUACCCCCGCCGACGAACUCGAAAACGAUGACUACGAUGACGACAACAACGGCACCGUCACCCCGAUCGGCACGACAACCGGCUUCUUCUCACCCCGCAGCCAGACCUCCAUGUCCCAUUCUCACCCCCAAUCCCAAGUGACCUCCAAGCGCUCGACCAUGCAGGACCAGCCCUCUGUUCCGCCUGUUCCCCCUCCUCCUUUUCGAGGCCUAGGCGGCAACCGAGAUAGCGUCUCGUCUGCUUACAGCCCAGUCCCUUCGCCAAGGGAGUCGUCCGGCACCCAGGCCACGACGUCUGCCUUCCCGAAGGUACCGGCGGGAAGGGUGAUGCCGAACGGUACCCCGGCGGGUAAUGGCACCCGCGUCGCGCAGGACCUCAAGAUCUAUCUGGAUGACCAGACCGCCAGCCUAGUACAAACCAUCCAAAACCUCGUCCAGCUCGUCCGCUCCGAUGCCGACAUCGACCCCGUGCAAUCUGAAAUUUCGUCCAUUGCCUCCAUCGUGAAUGCCAUCCUCUCGGAGACCGAUCAAACCCUCCCGCCACACCUAAAGGAUGCUGACUUGGCCAACGGGAUGGAUAGACUGGCUUCGUGCAGGGAGAGGUUGCUCGAGGCGGGCGCGAGGGGCGUCGAAUUGGCGAAUUCGGGCGAGCAGAAGGGCGGCAGGGAGUGGAAGAUGUGGAACCAGACGCUGCCGCCGAUUGCGUUCGAGAUUGCGCGCGGGGCGAAGGAGUUGGUUGGACGGGUGGAGAGGAUUGCCGGGGGACCUAACGAAGGGGAUGCAGAUGACUUCUCGUAA
Thermochaetoides thermophila DSM 1495 is the source of this 2997-nucleotide messenger RNA. RefSeq lists its product as uncharacterized. The record is from RefSeq and is a predicted model, not a curated record. The transcript is spliced from 2 exons. Lineage: Eukaryota; Fungi; Ascomycota; Sordariomycetes; Sordariales; Chaetomiaceae. Gene Ontology annotation, molecular function: MAP kinase scaffold activity. Gene Ontology annotation, cellular component: cell cortex of growing cell tip; actomyosin contractile ring. The coding region runs from base 1 to 2997 and encodes 998 amino acids.